Gastrolobium bilobum is the source of this 1620-nucleotide messenger RNA. RefSeq names its product UPF0481 protein At3g47200-like. Lineage: Eukaryota; Viridiplantae; Streptophyta; Magnoliopsida; Fabales; Fabaceae. The record is from RefSeq and is a predicted model, not a curated record. The transcript has a single exon. Bases 1 to 1620 code for a protein of 539 amino acids.
AUGGCCGCCAUAGCAAAGGAAAAUGAUAAGAGAGAUAGUACACAGGAAAAUGAUGAGAGAGAUUGUACACAGGAAAAUGAUAAGAGAGAUUGUACACAGGAAAAUGAUAAGAGAUGGGCAGAUUCUGUAUUAACGAUGGUAAGAUCUGUCGACAGUCCUUAUGGUGGUUAUGUUCAACCAUGUAGCAUUUCGAUAGUUCCAGAAGGACUUGAAGAAUUGAAUGAGGAUGCUUACGUGCCAAAGGUUGUCUCCAUGGGACCCCGAUACAGGGGAACCAAGGAACACUUGGUGCUAAUGGAAAAGAUAAAAUUGCACUGCAUGUCGUCUCUCCUUCACCGAAGUAAGGGAACGACAGCACCGCUAUGCUUGGAGGAAUGCACCAAAGCCAUUUUGGAAUUAGAUGAAGUAGUUCGAGCAAGCUACGUAGUUGACAUCAAACUCACCAGGUACGAACUCGCCCAAGUUAUGUUAGUAGAUGGGUGCUUUUUGCUAGAGCUUCUCAUAUCAAAGAAUUCCAAAUUGAAUAAAGAUCUAAAAAGCCGCUUGGAGCCUGCUGGUCCUGGACCUGAAGUGAUAAAACACGAAGAGGUCUUGUCCGAUCUUAUACUGUUAGAGAACCAAAUACCGGUUCUCGUUCUCCACGAGUUGUCUCGAAUACUUUUCCCCAGCGAGUUCACAAAAAAAGAUAGUGUGGCCGUAAUUAAUGGUCUUGCCUUGUCUCUAUUAGGCCUCCAAGAGUUUCCCAGCCCUGAUGAUAAUUCCCCUCACCUUCUUGAACUCGUCCACUCUUCCAUUGUGAAAGGUAAGGAAGUAAUUAUACAACCUGAGGAAACUAAGCCAUAUAUGUCGCUAGUUGUCAAGAAUCCUGGGGAGGUGAAACUGAAGCGCUGUGCUACAAGGCUCCAAGCUGCUGGGGUUACUAUCAAACUCCCAUCCAGAUAUACAAACCCUGCCAGUUUGAAAGGCAACUCUUUUGGUCGUAUGCUUGGGAAUAUGUUUGGGGCUAAGCAAGUUGAUAUGCCUGCAGUACUGGAAUUUAAAAAUUUGGACUUUGACAUUAAAUUCAAUGAAGGUACACUAGAAAUUCCACAGCUGCAUAUCACAAAAACAACAAAAGCCAGGUGGCGCAAUGUCAUUGCUUGGGAGCAUUAUAAAAAGGACUGGAGGAAUUCUUCCAUGACACGACGACAGAUAGAAGCUUCGUAUCAUGGCUCAACGGCUCUGACUUUCAGCUACUCUGCAUUGUUUUUUAAUGGAUUGAUCUGCUGUGCCGCUGAUGUUCAACUUCUUAAGGACAAUAAUAUUAUUGUGGAUCAUUUGAAGAUGAAAGAUCAAGAUCUGAAGGACUUUUUCUUUGCCAUCUCAAAGGGAAUUGACCAUGAAAUGUGGGACGCGAAAGGUACUCAACUUUUUGAUGAUUUGAACAACUACUCGGCAGCAUAUCGCGUCAUCCGAAGCUGCAAAAUAUGGUGGCAUAAUUUCAUUCCCUAUUUCGCAAAACAAAUAGAAAAGCUUAUUAAGUUUAUGAAGACCGACUACAACUUUGUUGCUGUAGUGUUGUCCGCUCUCGCUAUUCCGCAAACUAUUUAUGCAAUCGUCUCCUAUUAUCAACACAAAUAA